This is a messenger RNA of Hevea brasiliensis (rubber tree), 1332 nucleotides long. Its product is annotated as ubiquitin-conjugating enzyme E2 22. The record is from RefSeq and is a predicted model, not a curated record. The coding region runs from base 359 to 1165 and encodes 268 amino acids. Lineage: Eukaryota; Viridiplantae; Streptophyta; Magnoliopsida; Malpighiales; Euphorbiaceae. The transcript is spliced from 6 exons.
UUCAUCUCUCUAGAUUAAUGCUUUCGGUAUAAACCAUUGGAUUGGAUGGGAGAUCAUUUGAUCCUGCCCGUUCAAAUUCAAAAUCAUAAAUUUAUCACAUUCCCAUCUAACCCUAGUUCACAUUUCUCCCGUACUGGUUCUGGGUUCUUUUCCCCUCAUCCCUGUAACCACUACCGAUAGGCCACAAUCUUCUUCAAUUGCGGCACAUGCCAGACUCUCCGAUCACUAAACUUUCCGUUUCCUCAUACUCAAAGCCUUCGACACCAAAACCCAUCGCUUCACCUCUCAUUCUCUCCAUUUCUUUUCGAAGGUUAACAUCACAGUGCAAACAAGGGCAGUGAUCGCGAAGACGUCUCUGAUGGCAACAAAUGAAAAUCUUCCUCCCAAUGUAAUAAAGCAACUUGCGAAGGAGUUGAAGAAUCUCGAUGAAUCUCCACCUGAGGGUAUAAAAGUGGGAGUGAAUGAUGAUGAUUUUUCAACCAUAUAUGCUGAUAUUGAAGGCCCAGCCGGGACCCCUUAUGAGAAUGGGCUUUUUCGUAUGAAGCUGUUAUUGUCUCGUGACUUCCCACACUCUCCUCCUAAAGGGUACUUCCUGACAAAGAUUUUCCAUCCAAACAUUGCAACAAAUGGUGAGAUUUGUGUCAAUACGCUAAAAAAGGACUGGAAUCCAAGUCUUGGACUACGGCAUGUUCUCAUUGUAGUAAGGUGUUUAUUGAUUGAACCGUUUCCAGAAUCGGCUUUAAAUGAACAGGCUGGCAAAAUGCUGCUUGAAAAUUAUGAGGAGUAUGCUAGACAUGCCAGGCUGUACACUGGAAUUCAUGCUAAACCAAAACCUAAGUUCAAGUCGGGUGCUAUUUCAGAGUCAACUACGGCUCUGAAUGUUGAUCAAAGUAAUUCCUCAGUUCUCAACAGUGACCAGAACGCAGGAGUUAGUGCUGCAAUGGCAUUGCCAUCCCCAUUGGCUGCUUGCACAACAGCCACUAAAGGAGGAAAUAGUCAGGAUCAGCCAGCUGUUGUAACUCCAGUGCCUGAGACAGGAGUCGUUGGCUCUGUGAACAUGGCAACACCACUAAUAAGUACUCAGAAGAAGGAAGUUGGACCAGCAAAAGUUCAGGCGGACAAGAGAAAAAUGGAUGCAAGAAAGAAGAGCUUAAAGAGAUUAUAAUGUUGUAAGGGGACAAAUGAUUGAACGGUCAUUAUGGAUUCUCUGGCUAGCUUCGGAUGCUUAUAAAUGGAGAGGCCCAUGUAACUGAGGGGAAAAGGGUAUCUGAUGUGUAAGGUAUUUUCCCAAUGGGAUAAGUAAUGGAUUAAAUCAAACUCUAUUCUCUUUAA